UUGCACCGUGCAUCCAGUGUUCCAGAGCGUGUCUAUAACAUGGGGAUUACUGAAAAUGAUUUUGCACCAAGAACUCCCUAUGGUUUCUCAUAUUAUCAGUCAAACCAGGUGGCCUCACCAUCUUCUUAUACAAAUGGCUGGGGGACAAGGAUUACUUACAGGACAAUGGAAGAGAGAGCUCAAAGACAGCCUCUGAAGAGACUAGAGGUUUCACCCCAACGAGGUCCUGAAAGAUUGGCAUAUGUGUCCAAUGAUUUUCACUAUGACGGAGGAAUUUCAACUGGAUUCUCCAUGAGAUACGGAGAUAGCAGGAGAUCCAGCGGGACUGUCCCACCAAGAUACGCUCGGUCUGAGAUUGUUGGUUACACUCUUCGUGAUUCAGUGAACAGGGGACGUUCUUUUAAGAGACAAUCCCACAUGGGGGCUGUUAAUGAUAGUGUCUUUGAUGGUGUCUACCCCAGCCCUGCUGUACCUCUGUACCAUCAAGCAGGCAACAGUCGCAGUAUGACCAACCUUUUGGAAAAGGAAAACUUUCUGACCUCUGGCAAUGCAAUGGGACAAGUGAGAUCACCAAUUGCUUCCCAUUUGAGGUCUCAGAACCAGCAAUCUGUGAGGUCCAGCUGGUACCAGACUACUUUCAGAAACACACAGAAUAGGAGGGAAGCUUCCCAGCCAGCUUCAAUAGCCAGUGUUGCCACAGAAACAGAUGGGAAGAGGAUGGCUUUGACAGCUGCUACGGCAGCAGCAGGGAGGAAUGGUUUCCUGCAGAGUGAACAAGUCACCGUCAAUGGAUCUCAGCUAGGGAGCCCAGAAGGGGAGAUGACUCUGGAGCGUGCAGUGAGCAUACUGAAGAGUGAAAAUACACAGUCCACACCUAGGAUUCUUGCUGCAGUGACUUUCAUACAGCAUGAGUGCUUCCAGAAAGCAGAUGCCAGAAGAAAAGUUUUCUCACUUGGUGGUAUCUCCAGACUUUUACAGCUUCUUGAUGUUCAGAACGAGGACAUUCAGCGGGCAGUGUGUGGUGCUCUGAGAAACUUGGUAUAUGAGGAUAAUGACAACAAACUGGAAGUGUCAGAGCAGAAAGGGAUCCCACUCUUGCUCCGCCUGCUCCGCCACACCAGGGAUAUAGAGACUAAAAAGCAAAUAACAGGUUUGUUGUGGAAUUUGUCUUCCAAUGACCAACUGAAGCACCUGCUGAUUAGAGAAGCCCUGGAGACACUGACUGAAUCUGUUCUCAUCCCUUACUCGGGCUGGCCAGAUCGAGAUUACCCAAAGUCAAGUGUUUUACCUGACCCUGAUAUCUUCUACAAUGCCACAGGAUGCUUGAGAAACAUGAGCUCAGCUGGCCCAGAAGGAAGGAAAAAGAUGAGAGAAUGUGACGGCUUGAUUGAUUCUCUUGUGUAUUAUAUUCAAGGAACUAUUGCAGACCACGAGCCUAAUGACAAGGCUACAGAAAACUGUGUGUGCAUUCUUCACAAUCUUUCCUACCAGCUAGAGACAGAGCUCCCUGAGAGCUAUGUCCAGAGCAUAUAUAUGCAAAGAAGAAAUAUUUCUAACAAUGAUAAAACACCAGGCUGUUUUGGAACACGGAGCAGAAAAGUAAAAGAGAAGCAGCAGGACACCCCGCUUCCUGAGGAAAAGAGCAGUCCCAGAGGUAUUGAAUCACUCUGGCAUUCCACACUGAUUAGGAUAUAUAUCUCCUUAAUAGCAAAGAGCACCAGAAAUUAUACCCAGGAAGCAUCCCUUGGAGCUCUUCAAAACCUCACAGCUGGCAGUGGACCAAUGCCAUUUGCGGUGGCCCGGACUGUUGUUCAGAAGGCAAGUGGCCUCCCAAGUAUUCGAAAUAUGCUGCAUGUGAGCCAUCCCACAGUAAAGAAGACAGCAGUCUCACUGCUCAGGAACUUGUCUCGCAACACCUCUCUGCAAAGUGAUAUAGCUAGAGAAGUUUUGCCUGAUUUGGUCUCGAUACUUCCUGAGUCUGUCCCAGGGUCUGAUAUUGUCUGUGAAACCACAGCAUCCAUCUGCUACACCUUGUACAAUUUGACACAGAGCAGUUCACACAAUGCACGACUUCUCCUGAGUGCCAAUGGCCUACCAAAGAUUAUUACCAUCAGCAUGAAUGACAGUAGUAUGUUCAGCAAAGCUAGUCGGGCGGCCUCAGUCCUCCUCUACUCCUUGUGGUCACAUACUGAUCUCCACAGCGUGUACAAAAAGGCUGAUUUUAAGAAGGCAGAUUUCAUCAAUACCCGGACCACAAAAGCCUAUAACUCACUAAAAGAUUGA
Messenger RNA from Chaetura pelagica (chimney swift), 2283 nucleotides. RefSeq names its product plakophilin 2 (gene PKP2). Gene Ontology annotation, biological process: cell-cell junction assembly; protein localization to plasma membrane; cell-cell adhesion. The record is from RefSeq and is a predicted model, not a curated record. Bases 40 to 2283 code for a protein of 747 amino acids. The transcript is spliced from 12 exons. NCBI's taxonomy places the organism in Eukaryota, Metazoa, Chordata, Aves, Apodiformes, Apodidae. Gene Ontology annotation, molecular function: alpha-catenin binding; molecular adaptor activity; protein kinase C binding. Gene Ontology annotation, cellular component: intercalated disc; nucleus; intermediate filament.